CCCGCUUAGCUCCGAUCGCCGCUUUACCAAUCCAGACCUUCCGCCCCGUUUGUCCAUGAGCACACGCUCAACCAAGGUUCCCCUCAUAUAAAGUGCUGUUUCCGCCACCAAGCCAGUAACCUACGCUACCUCCAUCGCUGUGCACAUUCUCCCGUCACACCCGACGACAACUUAACCCCGCGACCACCCCGCAAAGCCAGAAAGCAAGAACGAAACGAAGCCAUCAACCGGACCAAAAUGUCUACCGCCGCCCGCCGCCGCCUAAUGCGUGACUUCAAGCGCAUGCAAACGGACCCUCCCGCCGGCGUCUCCGCGUCCCCUGUUCCCGACAACGUGAUGACAUGGAACGCUGUUAUCAUCGGCCCUGCGGAUACCCCCUUCGAAGACGGGACCUUCCGCCUGGUGAUGCACUUCGAGGAGCAGUACCCCAACAAACCACCGUCGGUCAAAUUUAUCAGCCAGAUGUUCCACCCCAACGUCUAUGCCACGGGCGAGCUCUGCCUCGACAUAUUGCAGAACCGAUGGAGCCCAACAUACGACGUCGCCGCCGUCUUGACGAGCAUCCAAAGUUUGCUCAACGAUCCGAACACCGGUUCUCCUGCCAACGUCGAAGCCUCGAAUCUGUACAAGGACAACCGCAAGGAAUACUACAAGAGGGUUCGGGAGACUGUAGAAAAGAGCUGGGAGGGCGAUGAGUAAGGGCUCAGGCGUCAAGUGAAUCACCUUUGCCCAGACUCGCACUCAGCCUACGGACCCGGAGUUCGCUCCUAGUCACUUGGCCGAGACUCCCACACGCACGUUAUACCUUCACUCGGAUGCCUACCUGCUACUUGAUAGCACUGGGCGGUUGUCGAGUGCCGGCGCAAGCUGGUUGGCAGAUGCCUGCAUUUCUGGCUGGGUUAAGCCGUUAUCCCCCGCGCUCCGCCGAGGCUUCUUGCCCUGCUUUCCUUUUUUCAGACAUCUCCAGGUCUGGCGUUUUGGGCGUUUCGGCUGGUGUAUUUCCUUGUCACGAUUCCAUACCCGACUAAGAAAGCGUUUUUUUUUUCUGUUCUUGAC
Molecule: messenger RNA, 1056 nt
Organism: Gaeumannomyces tritici R3-111a-1
Lineage: Eukaryota; Fungi; Ascomycota; Sordariomycetes; Magnaporthales; Magnaporthaceae
Product: ubiquitin-conjugating enzyme E2 2
Exons: 4
Coding region: 238-699 (153 amino acids)
Biological process (GO): proteasome-mediated ubiquitin-dependent protein catabolic process; protein polyubiquitination; DNA repair
Cellular component (GO): HULC complex
Molecular function (GO): ubiquitin conjugating enzyme activity
Source: RefSeq, a predicted model, not a curated record